AUGAGUCAAAAACUGUUCAUUUACGGAACUUUAAAAUCAGGCGAACCGAACCGUUGGCUUAUUGACUAUCUCCUUCGCUUCAAGCAUAUUCAAGAGGCGCCUAGGCCGGCAAGAACAGAGGACGGAUUUCCACUUGUUACGGAUCCGCAGACAGAUCACGUGCCUAUUUUGGUUGAUCGCAAGGGUCAGGGCGAGUGCGUCGAGGGAGAAAUUGUUGAAGUAAGCGAGAAGGGAGCGCUGGUCUUGGAUGAAUUCGAGGGACUAGAUCAAGAGGGCGAGUACAAAAGGAUUAGCAUCGACGUUGUUAAUCAUCUUGGCGAGUCAGAAAAGUGCAGUUGCUACGCUUACAACGGCCCAGAAUCCGAAAUCUCGCGUCUUCUAAAACUCGACUUUAUCAGUUCCUAUUCUACCAAAAACCAGCCAUAUUCUGGCAGCAAAGAAGAUAAGAAAUUCGGAGAAGAAAUCUGCGCUCGAAUUCUGAAAAAUCAUUAA
This is a messenger RNA of Oikopleura dioica, 492 nucleotides long. The record is from the annotation of a GenBank genome assembly. Lineage: Eukaryota; Metazoa; Chordata; Appendicularia; Copelata; Oikopleuridae.